AGCCGGGUUCGGUGGAGGAGCGGCAGGGUUCGGUAACGGUCUUGGUGGCGGCGGCGCCUCCGGCGGCCGGCGCGGUGCCCUGCGGGAGCCUGUGGGACCGGGACUGCGGCCCGACGGCCUGCCCAUCGGGCCCGGCAUGCCCUAUAGCUUCAGCUGGGCCGUCGACGAGCCCGACUACGGCAACCAGUACGGCCACGAGGAGGAGAGCGACGGCGUGGUGACGCAGGGCCAGUACCGCGUGCUGCUGCCCGACGGACGCACCCAGAUCGUCACCUACUCGGUGGAGGGCGACAGCGGCUUCCAGGCGCAGGUCACCUACGAGGGCGAGGCGCAGUUCCCGCCGGCCGGCCAGCCCGCGCUGCCGGCCGUGCCGUUCGUCCCUGCCGUGCCGGCCGUUCCGGCCGUUCCCGCCGACCGUUUGCCGUCCGCCAACGGUCGAGUGACCCGCCUGGGCGCCGGUCGGACGUUCCCGCAGCGCGUGGCCAUCCAGCGAGGCUCGCCGUUCCCUGUGGGUACGGCAGCGGGAGGAGCACGCCGGUAUCCUGAGGACGAUCCCGCCCCGCCCAGCACCAGCUACGGCUUCUGAGCGGUGCGGCCGACACUCAGCGUGGUCCAGUGUCCCAGCAGUGGUGUCUAGCCGAAAGUCGCAAUGUCCGCAAUAUCAAUGCCUUUUGAUAUUGUGAUGAACAGUGUGACAAUAACGACGGGCAAGCUCGAUUGUUCGGCUAUCUCAGAAGCAUUGUUCCUUUUUUGUUCGUGUUAAUGCUUUUUGUGUGGGUAUUGUAAAUGCAGCGGAGUGCUGAGGU
This is a messenger RNA of Amphibalanus amphitrite, 806 nucleotides long. RefSeq names its product cuticle protein 19-like. The transcript has a single exon. Gene Ontology annotation, cellular component: extracellular matrix. Bases 137 to 586 code for a protein of 149 amino acids. The record is from RefSeq and is a predicted model, not a curated record. NCBI's taxonomy places the organism in Eukaryota, Metazoa, Arthropoda, Thecostraca, Balanomorpha, Balanidae.